AUGGCAUCCACUUCAUCCCCUCCAUCCCGCUCUUCCCUUGGCAACAAGGCGUACCGAUAUCGCAUGCUCACAAGCCUACUCUCCCUACUAGACCGAUAUUUCUCCCGGCCACUACCCCCCAGACUAAGCGUCGAAAUCGCCAUCCCCGCGAAAGUCAGCAAGUCUCCGGGUCCAAUCCAACUCUACUUCUUCACGGCACCAUCAAAACCCCUUUGUCCUCGCAAACAAACCAAAAUAUGCCCGCCCCGCCCUGUCCUCAUCAACUUCCACGGCGGGGGCUUCACAAUCGGCCACGCUCUCGAUGAUGCCCGCUGGGCGGGUGCCGUGCUGAAAGCCUGUCCAGACGUGGUGGUAGUAAGCGUCAAUUACCGCUUAGCCCCGGAGGAACCCUUCCCCGUCGCACUAGAAGACGGCGUCGAUGCUAUACUAUGGCUAUGGAAAGAAGCGGAUAAGUACAAUCUUGAUAAAACGCGCUUCGCGCUCAGCGGAUUCAGUGCAGGCGGGAACCUCGUUCUAGGACUGCCAUUACGGCUGCAGGAGGAACUACAGAAAACGCGCUGGGCGUCGCUACGCCGGGAGGUAGCAUUGGUUGGCUUAGUAGUAUUCUACCCCAGCACAGACUGGACGCGAACGCGGAAAGAGCGUGACGCUACAAAUCCUAUCUCCCCAACAAAAUCAAUGGUCUCCCCUUCUGUAUUCAGGUUCUUCGACGCUUCCUACCUUCUCUUUGCGGGCCUGCCGAAACAGCUGAGUACAGGUCGCGUGGAUAUGUCGCAUCCUUAUCUUUCGCCUGGUCUGGCGCCUGCAUCUAUGUUGCAUGCGGCAUAUCCGCCUGCUGUGGCAAUUUAUACUUGUGGGUGGGAUCAAUUGCUUGUUGAGGGGAAUACGUUCCGGGAAAGGCUUGGUGGGUUCGUUGAAGAAGGGAAGAUGGAGAGUGUAGGUGGAUUUGUAGUCGAGGGUGUUGUUCAUGGAUUUGAUAAGAAGCCCUCCUUUUUUAGGGGGAAUCAGGUGCGUGAAAAUAUGUACGGUGAUGCUAUUGGCCAGUUGAAGGUGAUGUAG
Messenger RNA from Penicillium samsonianum, 1059 nucleotides. RefSeq lists its product as uncharacterized. Gene Ontology annotation, molecular function: hydrolase activity. Lineage: Eukaryota; Fungi; Ascomycota; Eurotiomycetes; Eurotiales; Aspergillaceae. The record is from RefSeq and is a predicted model, not a curated record. Bases 1 to 1059 code for a protein of 352 amino acids. The transcript has a single exon.